GUGCUUGAAUUUGAAUAUUUGACUCAUCUUUCUUAAAUAGUGUUGGAUCAUGCAGUGAUAUGAGCAGAUCUACAACGGAAAGUAUCAAGUGAAAAAUGAAAGUUUUUGUGGUGCAUCUCUCUAUUUUCUUCAUAUCAGUCAUCAUAUUUAUUAUCUAUACACUCGGUGGUCUACGUUAUGUCUCAAAUCUCGAAGAGAACACGUGCGAUCUGACGUACAUGUUUGAGUACCCACAAUAUGUUAGAAUUGAAUUGGACGAUAAAGUUGAGAAACUCUACCCGAGAUAUGGCCUGUAUGCUUAUGGAGAAGGAUUUGUUACUGAUAAGUUGAGGAAAAAGCAAUUCACUGGGAUUCCCGUGUUGUUCAUCCCUGGGAAUGCUGGAUCACAUGAACAAGUCAGAUCGUUGGCCUCAGUGAGCCUCCGACUGGGCCUGAAACAAAGAACUUCGUAUCAUUUUGACUACUUUUCGGUAUCUUUGGCUGAAGGAUACUCUGCACUUUACGGAGGGGUGCUUGCAGAUCAAACUGCAUUCGUUGCUGAAAGCAUUCAACGAAUUUUGAAACUCUAUAAGAAGAAGACUGAGAAGAUUGUACUCAUUGGACAUUCAAUGGGAGGGAUUGUAGCAAAAGCAGCAUUAUUACAUAACAAUCCCGACAACAAAACGUUGGCCAGUCUUCUAAUCACACUGGCAACUCCUCACAUUCCUCGAAUUGCCUUCGACAAGACGACAUGUGACUUUUAUCAUGAAGUGAAUAAUCGUGCAAUGGAUCUGAAGAAGCUGGAAACCUCUAUUAUUUCCAUUGGAGGAGGUUCGAGAGACAUUGUGGUUACUACUGCUCAAAUGAUCGAUCCUCAUGCCGACCUUAGUCUCAUCGGCAGCGCAGUACCCGACUGCUGGAAGGCGCUUGAUCACCUGUCGAUUUUGUGGUGCAGACAAUUUGUCAUUCCACUCGUACGGGCACUUUUCGAUUCUGUUGAUAUUUCAGAGGGAAAUGCCAUCAUCUCCAAUGAUCAUGAUAAACGAUUGCAGGCCUUUAAUUAUCAUCUCACGAAUAGAUACGCAAAUAAAUAUUUGACUCAUUACCACGAGAAAGUAACGUUUCAUUCCCCUGGAGAAUGGAUUGAAAUUACGGAAGAACAGUAUACGUUCAGAGAACUCAACGAUAAAAACAAAAAAAAAUCAGAUUCAUCACAAAUUUACUUGAUGAUUCCAAUUGAUCAAAACUUCACUCAUCUCGGUAUCGAUGCAAUUGAUCUGGAAGUGCAAGACUGGCUCUUCACAUGUUCUGCUUCUCAUGAUCGAUUUAAAUCCUGCAAAUGGGGAUGGAACCUGACUAACCAAACGAGAGUUAUUCCAACGUUUAAAAGAGACCUGAAGAAAACUGUUGACUUAGAUCUGAAGUAUGUACGAUCAAAUGAGGAACUGACACAUAUUGUGGUGAGAAUACCCAAAACGACGUCAGAUUCAUCAACGAUCCACAUUGAUCUAUACUCUCUAGACGAUUCUAGCACAUCUAGAGGAGUAAUCAUCCCUGACACUAGCUUGAAUUGGAUUCCAAGGGGAGUUUCCACGAUCUCACCAGUUUCCAAAUCCUCACUUUUGAAAUUAACUGGAACAAAUACUCGACAUUAUGUUCAUUUAAGAGGAUUUAGCGACGUGCUUUCUGUCAAAUUGAAAAAACUUGAUGUGAAUACUCAUGACGAUAAUGAUAGAAAGUACGCCCAUGCUGUCAUUGAACUACUUGAGCCACAGAGUAAUUCCAAUUCGACGGUUAUCAAUCAAUUCCGUGUGUUAUCCAUCGGUGACAUCGGACGGAAAAACAUCUUUCGCAUUCAAACUUCAGCGACCCCAGUGCUGAGAUUCACUUUAGAACCUCAAUACUCCUACGAAUUCGAGAUUGCUCAAGGAGGGAUGAUCGAUCGCAUGGGCAUGUACGUGAGGGAUCGAUGGGAUCGAUUAUACCUCGUGUUGAUGAGUCUAUGUCUAUUGAUCAUCAGUACAAGAAUCGAUGAAGAAGCGAGUGGAACAAGAAUCAUGUACUUCAUAACGACCUUGGGGAUAAUCCUUCAGGAUUUAGUAGUGGAAUUCAGCGCAUCUUUAGGAUUUCUAUAUGUUUUGGCUCUAUCCACGUGCUUCACAGUGAUUUUCUCAGGAUCGUUGGUUCACAAUUUUGCUGCAAAAUUCUUAGCAAGAGCCAUUACACUCUUCCCUUUGUCCUGGUACAAUUGGCUCCUCAGUGAAGGAACUUAUGAACAUCUCCCCAUUCUGUCUAGCCUCCUGGUGAUGUCGUUAAUAUCCACAAGCUGUGGUGCAAUUGCAAUGUUGAUCUCAGUUAUUAUUUAUCUGCUUAAGUUGACUCGUAUGUACGAGGAGUAUCUGGAGGAAUUGUUAAUGUCUUCAUUCCAAAUCAUCACUAAGAAGUUUGACAAGUUCCUAAAGAGUCGAAAAUCCCGGAAAAGUAGUGAAGACAACAGUGAAGAUAUUAAUCCUAAGACGAACAUCCUGAAUCAUCUAAUAUUAUUCAUCACGUGGAGUCUUGCUGCCAUUCCCGCAGUUCCUUCGGUACUUGUAUGGGCUAAAAAUUUCAGUUACGAAUCGAGGCUUUCCACCGAAGAUCCAAUCAUGUUAUGGAGCUGGGUGGUGAUUACGGGCUGGGGAUCCUUGGGCCUCGUUAGAAUUCCAAAGAGACAUACGAACAAAUACAUAAACUUAAUUGGAGUGAAUCUCCAACGAAUUCUCGGCUGGUUGUUACUGCUGACUGCUGGAUCAAAGAACCCAGCUUUUUAUCAAUGGACGAUUCCCCCCAUCGUUGCACUAUCGAUAACGUGCAUCGUAAUAUUAUCGUUAUUAUCGCGUUUUGGAAGAGAAGAAGAUACUCAACAAGAACAAAUUGCAGAAAAUAAUGGAAUAAUUUCUGUUGUUAAUGGACAAACUAGUGUAUCCGGAGAUAACGAAAUUUCUUCGGAGAGUGACGAGGUCAAGGCGAAAGAAAAUUAGUAUUAGGUCUGAACUAACUGUGAUGAACUAAUUACCUUCAAUGCAGAUGAAUCUGCAUUUAAGUGGUAAUUAUGUAUCCAAUUGAGAACAAUGGUCUAUGACAAGAUGUUGAAAAAAAUUUUAUGUAGCCAUUCCAACUUUUGAUUUGGCCUCAUUAAUUUUCCAGAUGAUCAACAGAAUAGGACUAGAAUUAUCAUGUUUCAUCUAUGAGCUCCAUUUAGAAUGGUCUUCUGGGAACUUUUAAGUGAAAUUAAUUUGAUAUUUUAGAGAUCUAGAUAUUAAUUAGAUCGUUGUAUUAAUGAAUAUUCAACUAAAAGACUGUAAAGUAACGAGUGGAAUGGCUAUUGAUUAUUUUCAACUAAAAACGGUGAUGUUACAUGCGAAGGAUGUUGGGAACGAUUUUAAAAACUUGUUUGGCAUAAGAAUAGUUUGAGAAUUAUGUGAUUUCUUGUUCUGGUGGUACUUAAGAUCAAAACAUUUGAGUAUCAUUCGAUUAAGUUGAUGAAAAUUCUCAGAGAGAAUGAUCAUUUAUCAAAUUAGAUUUAAACCAUCAGCAGCGAAGUGAUAAAAACUAAUGCGUUACAUACGACGUUUCGGUGAAUACGUAAUCACCUUGAUAAUGAGUGAUCGUAGAGAAAAAUAUCGAAGGACCCACGUAUGAAAAAAUUCAAUAGG
Diachasma alloeum is the source of this 3674-nucleotide messenger RNA. It is a transcript of the gene PGAP1, whose product is annotated as GPI inositol-deacylase. Lineage: Eukaryota; Metazoa; Arthropoda; Insecta; Hymenoptera; Braconidae. Gene Ontology annotation, molecular function: phosphatidylinositol deacylase activity. The transcript is spliced from 8 exons. Bases 96 to 2999 code for a protein of 967 amino acids. Gene Ontology annotation, biological process: GPI anchor metabolic process; endoplasmic reticulum to Golgi vesicle-mediated transport. Gene Ontology annotation, cellular component: endoplasmic reticulum. The record is from RefSeq and is a predicted model, not a curated record.